AUGCGUGCGAAAGUUCCAGAUGAGCAAACGCAAGCAACACCAUUAGAGACGAUGACAACGCCCAAGGCAAUUGCAUGGAUUGUUUGCCUUACUGUUUUUAUAGUUCUUUCAUGCGUUGUUUCGUUUUCAUCAAAAAAUACAAAUUAUCAAGUUAAAAGCGAUCUUGCAUUAGCCAUUCCUCAAACAACAGUAGCAAAUAGUGCUCAAUUCAAGCGUUUUACACCCCUUAGCUCCUUUGCAGUCUUAUCAUUCAAAGCUUACACAGCAUCAGAAGUUAAAGACUUUGAAAUCAAAUUCAGAGGCACAACAAGGCUUUACAAUAAGCAAAUGCAGCAGAUAUCUAUUCGUGAUAUCAAUAUUUCUCGUAAAGUUAACUGUAAAGAUAAGGUUUGCGAUGAAGUCAACGUCAUGACCUACAAUUUCGUGAACUUUUCAGCAAUUUCAUUUGUUGGAUACGUCAGCAGUGACGUUGAAAUCUUCCGCAGAGUUGAUUUAAUGUGUACAUCACUUAACUCGGGAAUUUCCAUUGCAUUCUUCAUCCUUAUCUCCGCAAUGACCGUUGCUCUUGUCAUUGUUCUCAUUUUCGUCGUUCCAAGAAGGUUAUAUCCGUCUCGUCCUGAUCAUUGGGGAGUUUUAUACCUCGCCAUCGCUGCUGUAUGCAUUGAUGGACCAUGGCUUCUUUUUAAGUACUACGCAGCCUCAUGGUUUUCGAACAUUUACGACAUUAUGCCAGAAAUUUUCCACAUUGUCUUCAUAAUGUUCAUCAUGGCCUUGUUCAAUGGUCUUACAAACGGAUGGGCCAACAGAAUCUUCGGAAGCUGGAUCAUUUCCGGAGUUAUCGCAUUUGGUCUCUGCGUGGUCAUUGUUCUUUCAUCAAUUGCCACCUCCUACGCUCCUCUUAAUGCUUCCUCGAUCUUCCUUUCCGAAAGCGUUUGGAAAAUCCCGAUUUACAUCAUUACAAUCUCGAUGCACUUGAUUAUCUUCUCAAUUUGCGUUUUAGGUGUCGCCAACAUCCAGAUUAUCAACGAUUAUACACUUAUUCUUACAGAAUUGGCCUGCAUUUACAUAGAAUGCUUCGAUAUUUUACGUGUCUUCCUCAGAUUCUUCUGCCCGAGACAACAACUUGGUUUAUCAUUCGCUGCUGAUGUUCUCUACAUUCUCAACGCUAACUUUAUCACAAUUUUCUUCCUUGCAAACAAUCUUCCUGUUUCUCUCGCAAUUAACGCAGGUGAAGACCUCCAGGAGGCUAUGAUACCUGAUGAGGCACCAGCAACAAUGGAUGUUGACACUUCUAACCUUUAA
Messenger RNA from Trichomonas vaginalis G3, 1302 nucleotides. Its product is annotated as transmembrane protein 181 family. Lineage: Eukaryota; Parabasalia; Trichomonadida; Trichomonadidae. Gene Ontology annotation, molecular function: toxic substance binding. Bases 1 to 1302 code for a protein of 433 amino acids. The transcript has a single exon. The record is from RefSeq and is a predicted model, not a curated record.